Molecule: messenger RNA, 2379 nt
Organism: Symbiodinium necroappetens
Lineage: Eukaryota; Dinophyceae; Suessiales; Symbiodiniaceae
Source: the annotation of a GenBank genome assembly
AUGGCAAUGCCGGGCUGGCUUCGCUGGCACUGGCAGUGGCUUGUUUCAGGGCUUCUAGUUGCGCUGAUGGUGAUCCUGUACUUUGUUUCGACCCUCCUUGCGUGCUGUGUUCUUGUGGCCUGGAUCUAUGUCGUGGGCCACAAAAUGAUGAUGAACCAAGCAUAUCCCUUUUCCCGUCCACUCGGUGCAACUAUUGUGGUUUUCAUGUUGCUAGGUACCACCCUCGUCACGCUCAUCCCAUGGCUUUUUUUCGGUGGGCGAGACGAGUGCGGGUCAUUUGACCCAACCAUGAAGACGCAGUGGGGAUAUGAUUUUGAGGACUGGUGGACACUGCUGCACUUCCAGAUGUCGGUCAACUGGUUCAUGGCCAUUGCCCUCUCGUGUUUGAUCUUAGCCGAUCAUCCACCUUCCUGCUACGUGCGUGAAUCCAUCCGAUGCGUUGUCUUCAUGUUCCUGGGCAUGCUUGCGAAAAACACGAGGACCGCUCUAUACUGCUGCCUCGGCAGCGAUGAGGAUGAGGAUGGUGUGAGGGACAUGGUUCCUGAUGCAUUGAUGCCAGCGACUUAUGCAAUUGCGGCAUCACUCCUGAGCGACAUUUGGUGCCUUCAGCUGGUGGUGGCACGUCUGCGAGCACUGCAGGACGCAUAUGGCGAGCCUUUGGGUUGUACUAAGCUCAUUCGCUGGGGUGCGAACCUCCUAGUUUUCUGGCUGUUUGUGCUCUCGGCGUGCCUUUUCAUCUCGACGAUAGCUACCCUGGUGACGAGUCUUUGCUGCGUCUUGGGCCUGGCAGCUCUAGGAUUUCUGAUCUGCCGUGCUUACUCAGUGCCACUGCAAGUGUUGCGAGCUUCGAAGAGAGGCACGAAGGAAGGGCCAAGUGGGCCGCAUGGAGUGUCGAAACAGCUGGAGCAGGAAGCAUCUUUCGCCAUCUCAGUGAUCAUCCAAGCGCAGGUUGCCACCCUCCUGGCAAACUUCUCCAUGAUUUGGCACUUAACCAGUUGGGCCCUGACUUACGUGCUCCCUACCACGUUUAUCAACCAUACCUUUGAGUAUGGUGGGCUGGCUGACACUGUGGGAAACACGAUAGGCAUCCUGCUACUGAUCAACAGCUCCCUUCGCCUCCCUCACUGCGGAAAGCAUUUCAGGGCGAAGCUCGCGGACCCAUCAGAGCAGAGCGCAGCAAGAGACGUCGAGGAGGAUGCUGCGUGCCAAUGUGGGCGGCACCUUGCUACCAAGGUGCUUACGGCUUUCGACGACGCCGCGCUCUGCGAGCGCUGCGCUUGGGAGCAGAAGGUUCAGGAGUUGGCUGGUCGGAGGAUCACAACAGCACAGCUCUUGGAUUUUCAUGCCCGCCUCGGGAGAAGGCACAAUGCUCGGGCUCUCCCGACUCUGAUGCCUCACUUCGACCCAGAGAGAUCCACGACCAACGACGUAGUGCGGCAGGCCAUCAUCCCGGAGUCUCGACUCGAUGAUCAGGGCAGCUCCUUGGCCGAGCUCUUCCAGCUCCGAGCAACUCGGGAGAAGUCGCUUCCAAAGGUUUGGCCGCUGCAGACGGGGGGUCAAAACGCCACGGCCCCGAAAGCCCCCCGGAUGGUGACCCACCACUGGGCCAACCGCUUCCGUGACCUCGUGGCCGUGGUCUUGGCCGAUGGCCUUGGCCUGAGGCGCUGGGACCAGUUGGCAGAAGAGCUGUCGAAAGGCCAGGAGGAAGAGAUCAAAGCCCGGUUGCACGCCCGAGGAUCCCUUGGCCUUGAAUACUGGAUAUGCGCCUUCUGCAUAAACCAGCACGCUAGCAUUUGCGGAAGCUCCAUGGGCGUUCGCGACACUGUCACUGGCGAUGUCCUGCCCUCUUGCGACUGUGUCACGCCGAAGUUCUUCAACGACACGCCGAUUCAGUGUGAGCUCAACAAGUUCGAUGACAUGAUGGGGCACCUGCAUCGACGCUACAAAGAGAGCUUCCUUCAGGUGGUGGCCGUUGACAAGGACUUCCAGGUCUUCUCGAGGGCCUGGUGUGUGGCUGAGCUGAUUGAGGCCAACAGUUGCCAAUUGGACCAGCGAGUGGUCCUCCAUUCGCCCGAAGCGUUGGAGCAACACUCUGGGCAGCUGGGUUCACUGAAGGUGGAGAACUGCUCAGCCUCCCGGGCCGAAGACAAGCAGGCCAUCCUCUCGAAGAUCGGCGGCGCCACAGAGAUAGCGCAGUUCAAUACCGGACUCCAAAACCUGCUGGUGGGCUCUAAGGGACUUCUGGCAGGCUGGUUGGACGGCCAGCAGCUCUUGCAGGAGGUGGGUGCCAUUGCGGCCCGCGCGCGAGCCCGUCAACGAGCCAGGGCCACGUUCCUAGAAGAUCCAGGGGAAGCAGAAGAAGAUUUUGUUUCGGUGUAA